CUGAUUCUGUCCUACAUUCUCAGAAGUUGCAAUCAGGGCUUCGUGCGCAGUGAGAACUAUCUUUUUACCGUUCAAUAUCGAUUCCGGGGACGAUGCUGCGGGUCAGAUGUCUGAGAGGAGGUAGCAGGGGAGCUGAAGCAGCUCACCUUAUUGGAACCAUGCUGGGCCGCGCUGUUACUGGAUGGGUCCACAGGGCAUUCCAGAGCACGUCAAGUUCGGCAGCCGCCGUUCAGUCCCAGGCGCUAGUGGAGGACACCGUGACUGAGCCACUCGCCCAGGAGUGUCCAGUGUGUGCCUUCAACGAGUGGGACCCGCUGGAGGAAGUGAUCGUCGGCAGGGCUGAGAAUGCACGUGUGCCUCCCUUUACAGUGGAGGUCAAGGCUAACACGUAUGAGAAGUAUUGGCCCUUCUACCAAAGAUUUGGGGGUCAGGUGUUUCCUGAGGACCACUUGAAGAAGGCCAUUGUUGAAAUUGAGGAAAUGUGCAAUAUUCUUCGUUUGGAGGGGGUUAAUGUGAGGAGGCCAGAGCCCGUCGACUGGUCCUUUAAAUACAGCACACCAGAUUUCACAUCUACAGGCAUGUAUGCGGCAAUGCCCCGAGACAUCCUCCUUGUUGUUGGAAAUGAGAUUAUCGAGGCUCCAAUGGCAUGGAGAUCUCGCUUUUUUGAGUACAGAGCCUACCGACCUCUCAUUAAAGAAUACUUCAGAAAAGGUGCUAAGUGGACCACAGCUCCAAAACCCACUAUGGCUGAUGACCUGUAUGACCAGGACUACCCGAUUAGAACUGUGGAAGACCGGCACAAGCUCGCUGCUCAGGGCAAGUUUGUCACCACGGAGCACGAGCCCUGCUUCGACGCAGCCGACUUCAUCCGCGCUGGAAGGGACAUUUUCGUCCAGAGGAGUCAGGUGACAAACUUCAUGGGGAUCGAGUGGAUGCGUCGACACCUGGCACCUGACUACAAAGUUCACAUCAUCUCAUUCAAAGACCCCAACCCCAUGCACAUCGACGCCACCUUCAACAUCAUCGGCCCCGGCCUGGUGCUGUCCAAUCCGGACAGGCCAUGUCGGCAGAUUGAAAUGUUCAUCAAGGCUGGCUGGACUGUGAUGAAGCCUCCAACGCCUCUGAUUCCUGAUGACCAUCCCCUGUGGAUGUCCUCAAAGUGGCUCUCCAUGAAUGUCUUAAUGCUGGAUGAAAAGCGAGUCAUGGUCGAUGCCAAUGAAUUUUCCAUCCAAAAGAUGUUUGAAAGUCUUGGAAUUAAACCGAUUAAGGUGAGCAUUCGUCACGCCAACUCCCUGGGAGGGGGCUUCCACUGCUGGACAACUGAUGUGCGUCGCCGCGGUACCCUGCAGUCCUAUUUUCACUAGCCAGGCAGAAAUGGACAGUUUUUAUUGAGCUUGUAAUGGUUCAGUACAAUGACUGAUGAGCCAAUUAUUUUUCCUUGCAAAUGAACUGCAUGAACCAUAUUGACAGUGCUGUGUGUGACAGUGUUCCUGCAAAAAGCUUUGUUCAAAAACGGCAUUCAAAAACAAAUUAAUGGAACUGGAUAUCUCUCAAUAAUAACUGCAUUUCUGGCUGGCUGUUAGUGUCUAUUGUAAUAAUUGACUUUUGUGUCAUCAGAUUCCAUCAAUUAUACAGUAGAAAGGGUACACGGUAGGGUUACUUGCGGCUACAAACAUGGAUAGAGGAGGGCUUUGUGAAUGUUAUUCUACCUCCUUUUACCAACAAAUUUUGGAUUUGACACCUGACAAUGUUUCCAGUUUGUUCUUUUAAAUACUGUAAAUUUCUUCAAAAAGACUAGAAGUGUUCAUUGUUUUGAAAUAUUAGGUCAUAACAUACAAAUAACUUGUUUACUCAGGUAUUUUUUCAUAUGUAUUUAUUGUAUUGUCAUUUAUAUUGGGUUCAUUGUUUCCCCUUCAAUUUAUGUUUUGAUAAUUAUUCUACAGAACUGACUGAGGUCCAAAUUUCUUUAAUUAACCUACAAGCAUACCUGUGUCUCUUUUCUUAUGUACAAUAGCAGCCUUUAACCAGUUACCAUAUGCAAUAUUUUACCUUCACUGGACUGCUUGGCUGCUUUAUUUUUGCAUGAAAUUAUUCUUGUUUUCAUCCAAUUUUUCAAAAUUACAAUGCACAGUCAUGUAUUCUUUAUAUGACAUGUCAAUUAUGCAUGGCAACAUCGUGAUUUGUUGUUUUCCCGAAUUGCAAUUGCUUGUCUGGGGUCAACUGCGAAUCAAUUCUACGAAUCAAACUGAUUAUAAAAUUUAUGUUUUACAUGAAAGGUGCUUAAAGUUACCUAUCGAGACACCCGGAAAUGGUCUUAUCAUUGAAAGUUAAGAACAUUUUUGAAGACAAACAUUGUGAAUUCAAUAUGGAAAUAAAAUGCUUUCUGUUUUUUUCCAAAGUAGCCUAUGCAUGUCUUGAAAUACCAAUAAAGAAUGAUUGCAAAGUUGA
Conger conger (European conger) is the source of this 2448-nucleotide messenger RNA. RefSeq names its product glycine amidinotransferase (L-arginine:glycine amidinotransferase) (gene gatm). Gene Ontology annotation, cellular component: mitochondrion. NCBI's taxonomy places the organism in Eukaryota, Metazoa, Chordata, Actinopteri, Anguilliformes, Congridae. Bases 93 to 1364 code for a protein of 423 amino acids. Gene Ontology annotation, molecular function: amidinotransferase activity. The record is from RefSeq and is a predicted model, not a curated record. The transcript has 9 exons.